This is a messenger RNA of Paramecium tetraurelia, 1542 nucleotides long. RefSeq lists its product as uncharacterized. Gene Ontology annotation, cellular component: cytoplasm; nucleus. The transcript is spliced from 10 exons. Gene Ontology annotation, biological process: regulation of gene expression. NCBI's taxonomy places the organism in Eukaryota, Ciliophora, Oligohymenophorea, Peniculida, Parameciidae. The record is from RefSeq and is a predicted model, not a curated record. Gene Ontology annotation, molecular function: mRNA binding.
AUGGAUUAAGAUUAAAGAGGACUUUCACCCUAAACUUCAAAAUCAUCGUCACAUCAGAAUCAAGUUUCAAGGAAUAAAGAAUUUCAACUUGACUUCUUUAUCCAGAAGAAAUUCAUCUCUGAUGAUUUGAAAUCCAUUUUAGAGGAAACACAACAAAAAUAUUCGAUUAAAUCCAUCUAUGUCAACCAAAAGAAUUAAAUCCCAGAAUUAGAAGGUUCAGCAUUUACAAUUGAUGAUCCUGGAGAAAAUAAAAUGAAUGCCAAAUGCGAUGCCAUCCUUCAUAUUCUUUCAUCCCUCCAGGAUAGAUGCAAACAAUAAAUCAAUAUCAUUCUCUUAAUACCAGAAGGAAUCGUAUCCUUCUUGAUUGGCUCCAAAGGAUCCUAGCUUGCAAAAAUCAUCGAAGAAACCAAUGCCAAAAUCACAGUAAAUCAACCAAUUGCCAAUUACUCUCCUAGAACUGUUAAAAUUGUUGGCGAUCAAAGCACUAUCAAUUGUGCUAUUAAGGCUAUAACCAAAAAAAUGUAGGAGAGAGGCAUAUCUCAAGAAGAUUAUAAAAAGGUUCCUGAAGCUUUGAAUCCCUAAAAAGUGAAUUCCAAAGCAAAACUCAUUUUCCCAUCUUUCGUUGUAGAUUACAUUCUAAAGAACAAAAAUGAAGUUGAAAAUAAAUAUGAUGUCUCUAUCAAGGCCAAAGAAAGCAAUGAUAUCAGACUUACACAAAAAUGCAAACUCAAAAGAGAUGAUAAAAUAGUUUAAUUGCAAGGAUCCUUAUCCAAUGUUUAAGAUGCUUUGUCAUCACUCAUUAGAAGAGUCACAGAACAUCAAAAAAAACAAGAAUUAGAAAUCAAAAUUGUUAUGCCAGCCAGCUAUGCAUCCAAAUUAAUCGGAGCAAAGGGCGGUUAAAUUAGAGACUUAGCUACUAAAUCUAAAGGAGCUCAAAUCAAAGUCUUAUCUGAUAAGGACGAAACUGACCACGAUUAUCACUGUAUUGUUCAAAUAGCGGGAAAUCUGCAAAACAAAUAAGAUGCCAGUAAGUUGAUUCUGUAACAAAUUGAAUGUUUCAAGAAUGGAGGACCUAUCAUGGACAGUGGCAAAUUUUUAAAUGAUGAAAAUCAUACCUCUCAAAUAUCUAAUAAUUAUGAUGAAUAUAAAAUCAAGAGGUUUAUUAUUUUACCAAACUUAUUUAGGGAAAAAUCCAGUUCCAUUUCUGAGAGGAACUCACGUUCAAGAUCUUAAUCUAGACGAAAACACAAACAUCAAAGAAAACGAUCUAUUGAAAGAAGAUCGGUAUCAUCAAGUUAUUCUAAAAGAAGGGAAAGGGCAAAUGUCUUAUCUACAAAAAUAAUUGUUUCUAAUGAAGUGAUGCAUAUUUUAGAAAAAUAUCAUAAAUUAAGUGAAUAUAAAGAGAGAUAUAAUGUAGAUAUCUAAGCUGAUGACUCGAGAAGAAACUCUGAAUCUUACUUGAGAUUAAAAGGCAAAUUAAAAGAUUGUUUAAUUGUUAUAGAAGAAAUUUUGAAUGAGCAACAAAAAAUCCUAAGAAAAUGA